Hypomesus transpacificus is the source of this 5303-nucleotide messenger RNA. It is a transcript of the gene cux2b, whose product is annotated as cut-like homeobox 2b. NCBI's taxonomy places the organism in Eukaryota, Metazoa, Chordata, Actinopteri, Osmeriformes, Osmeridae. Gene Ontology annotation, biological process: regulation of DNA-templated transcription. The record is from RefSeq and is a predicted model, not a curated record. Gene Ontology annotation, molecular function: DNA binding; DNA-binding transcription factor activity, RNA polymerase II-specific.
AUGGCCGCCGAUGUGGGAUCGAUGUUUCAAUAUUGGAAGAAAUUUGAUCUACGGCGGCUUCAGAGGGAGCUGAACUCAGUUGCGUCUGAGCUAGCAGGGCGACAAGAAGAGAGCGAGCACUCCCACAAGCACCUGGUGGAGUUAAGCAGGGAGUUCAAGAGAAAUGUCCCUGAGGAAGUCCGGGAGAUGGUGGCCCCUGUUCUCAAGAGUUUCCAAGCCCAGGUGGUAGCUCUGAACAAGCGCAGUAAGGAGGCAGAGACGGCGUUCCUGGGAAUCUACAAGCAGCUCAUCGAAGCCCCAGACCCAGCCCCCGUUCUGGAGGCCACACACACCCUGGAGGAGAGGCUCCAGCAGCUGCAAGGCGAGGCCCCAGGCAGUGGCCUGGUCAGGGAGAUCAGCGGGCACUGGAGGAGACACCUGGAGUGCCUUGACAAGCCAGACAACUCAGAGGCAGGGCCAGCGGCGGUGUCAGGAGAGGUGUCCAGGCGGACAGGACGAGGGAUGACCCCCAACAGCACCCACCCCCCCAGAGCCCCUGGCUCCCCUCAAUACAACCACCAGGAGCCGGCCGGCGGGGAUGCGGGUAGCGACGCCACUCUGGCUGACAGGCUGUGUGAAGCCGAGGAGAGGAUCCAUGUGCUGCAUUCAUCCCUGAACACCGCCCAGGCAGAGCUGCUGGAUCUGCGGUGCAAAUACGACCAGGAGAAAGCCAACAAGACGGAGGAAGUCGGCGCGAUCAUGACAAACCUCGAGCGAGCCAACCAGAAAGCAGAGAUGGCCCAGAGGGAGGUGGAGAAGCUGAAGGAACAGCUGGCUGGUGCCCCCAGCGGGGCCACCCCCAGGAGCUGCCAUCCACCAGAGGGGGCCAGUGGGGAGAGGGAAGGGAAGGGAGAGGUAGAGGCCGCUCUGCUGGCCAAAGACAGAGAGAUUCUUCGGCUCCUGGAGAAUGUUCAGAGACUGCAGUUCACACUGCAGGAAGUCCAGGACACCUCGGCCAAUCAGAUCCUAGAGCUGGAACGCCAGCUGGCCUAUAAGACAGAAGCUAUUGAGAGAUUAGAGGCUAAACUGCAAUCCCAGAUUGACUAUGAAGAGAUUAAAACAGAACUCAGUAUCCUGAAGGUAAUGAAGCUGGCAUCAGCCAAUGGCAGCUCGUCCCAGGGCUCAUCCAAGGCUGCAGAAGCUCUUUUGCUGGACAAAGAGGCCUUUCUUCCAUCUCAUAAGUACCUGGUGGAUAAGACCUGCAUCCUGCACAGCAACGAUGAGGACCAGCCGCAGGAGUCGGCCAGGGAGGCAGCGAGGCCUUCUGGAUCCCACUCCUCCUCCUCCCAGGCAGACGGCCGUGCCUCUCCCAGCCCGGGGCCCCCCACCCUGGACGGGUCGUCCUCCAGCUACGACCUCCCCCGCCCCUUCUCCGUGUCGCCCUGCUCCGGGGACAGGCUCUCCGGGGACCACAUCCUCCACAAGCAACUGCUCUCCCCGCUCUUUAAGAAGGAGGGUAGCGGCCUCAUGGCCUUCCCCACCGCCCUCUAUGCAGCCAAAGCAGCCCUCAUGUCGACCAAUCAGGGGCCUGCUGGGGCCGGGGGCAUGGAGGCGGGCCUGCCCAGCGACCAAUCAGAGAGCGGGAGCUCCACGGCGGGGGACGAGGACCAGUUGGACACGGCUGAGAUCGCCUUCCAAGUCAAGGAGCAGCUUCUGAAGCAUAACAUUGGCCAGCGUGUGUUUGGUCAUUACGUUCUGGGCCUAUCACAGGGCUCCGUCAGCGAGAUCCUGGCCCGGCCUAAACCCUGGAGGAAGCUGACGGUGAAAGGCAAGGAGCCUUUCAUUAAGAUGAAGCAGUUCCUCUCGGACGAGCAGAACAUCCUGGCUCUCCGGACCAUCCAGGUUCGCCAGAGAGGGAGCAUCACUCCUCGCAUCCGAACUCCCGAAACUGGGUCAGACGACGCCAUUAAGAAUAUCUUGGAGCAGGCCAAGAAGGAGAUCCAGUCUCAGAGAGGAGGGGAUGGCAAGUCGUCUCUGGGCAGCACGUCGGGCAGGAGCAGCAACGGAGCGGGCAGCAGCUCCGACGACACCAUCAAGAACAUCCUGGAGCAGGCCAGGAGGGAGAUGGAGGCGCAGCAGCAGGCCCUGAUGGAGAUGGAGUCCUGUGGCCGGGCGUCCGCCUCCAGCGUCGGAGCCCAGGUGGAGCGCCUGGGGCCUCCGGAGCCCUCCAAGGGCCUGCCCUUACCCGCCUUCAUCAAGCAGGAGGAGGGGAGCUCGGUGACGCUGUGCAUGGCCAACCCCACCAGCGGUCCCCAGACCCCCCUGAGUGUCAUCUCCCCCGCAGCCUUCGUGCAGAACAUCAUCCGCAAGGUCAAGUCCGAGAUCGGCGAGGCCGGCACUUACUUCGACCAGCACUGGUCUGUGGAGCGGGGUCCCUUAGGCAUGGUCGGGGCUCUGGGCCCCAGCUCCCGGCCCUUCACCUCCGUGUCUCCCUCCCUGUCCUCCUCCUCCUCCUCGGGGCCCUCGGCCCCACCUCGGCCCUGGCCCCGUCUAGAGAACGGAGAGUGUCUGCCCAACAGCGAGGAAGCAUCUGCCGCCGAGGAGGAGCCGGGGAUGGGCCGGCCCGUGGAGGUGAAGGUGGAGUCGGACGUGUCUGUAAGCGGAGAGUCCCCUGGUCCUGGCCGCCUGUCCUACUACCCUGCGUACAUCCCCCGCACCCUGAAGCCCACCGUGCCCCCCCUGACCCCGGAGCAGUACGAGCUGUACAUGUACCGCGAGGUGGACACCCUCGAACUGACGCGGCAGGUCAAAGAGAAGCUGGCCAAGAACGGGAUCUGUCAAAGGAUCUUUGGUGAAAAGGUGCUAGGCCUGUCUCAGGGCAGUGUCAGUGACAUGCUGUCUCGGCCCAAGCCUUGGAGCAAGCUGACCCAGAAAGGCCGAGAGCCCUUCAUCCGUAUGCAGCUGUGGCUGCUGGACCAGCUGGGUCAGGGCCUCAACCAGCUCCCUAGCCACAGCCUCUCCCUAGAUAAAAGUCCUGUGAACGCCCAGUCGUCGCCCUCCCCGCCUCCCAGCCCAGCAGAAAGCCACCCCAGCCCGCUGGUGGAGCCAGUCAGCCUGGCUCUGGAGAGCAGCAAGGAGAACCAGCAGCCUGAAGGUCUGGGCCCGGGCCUCCACCCAGACAGAGGGAAGCCCACCCCCUGCCUGCUGUCCCUGUCCCAGCCCCACACUCCCCUGGGCAUCCAGGAACUGGUCUCCAUGUCCCCGGAGCUGGACACUCAUGCCAUCACCAAGAAGGUCAAAGAGGUACUCACAGACAACAACCUCGGCCAACGGCUGUUUGGGGAGAGCAUCCUGGGUCUGACCCAGGGCUCCGUGUCAGACCUACUCUCCAGACCCAAACCCUGGCACAAGCUCAGCCUCAAAGGGAGGGAGCCCUUCGUCCGCAUGCAGCUGUGGCUCAACGACCCCCACAACGUGGACAAGCUGAGGGACAUGAAGAAGAUGGAGAAAAAGGCGUACUUAAAGAGGCGGUACGGGCUGUUAAGCACGGGCUCAGACAGCGACUCUCCCAGCGUCCACUCUGAGUGUGUGAGCCCAGCGCUGGCCUCCCUGGACCUGUGCCUCUACAGCCAGGUGAAGAAGGUCCGGGUGGUGCUGGGGGCCGAGGAAAAGGAGGCCCUGAGGAAGGCUUAUCUCCUGGAGCCCUACCCUUCCCAGAACACCAUCGAAAUGCUAGCCGCCCGGCUACAUCUAAAAACCAACACUGUCAUCAACUGGUUCCACAACUACAGGUCGAGGAUGAGGAGGGAGGUUCUGAUGGAGGGUCUCCAGGACAACGACACGGACCCCGAGCCCCACAGCUAUUCUCCGCUGGCCACGCGGAGCCCCCACUCCGACACCGAGGAGAAAAGGCUGCCGCCCCCUUCUGGACGCUCCUCCUACGCAAGCCGUCCCCCGGGCGCCAACACAGCACUGCCUCACGUCAAACAGGAGGCUGGUGAGCGGCUGGACGAAGGCGGGGAGGAUGGGGGGGAGGUGGGAUUCCUGAGACAGUCUCGCAACCAGUGUUUCUCCAUGGGUGUCCAGUUCCCUCAGUUGAAAACUGAGCACGAGGACUUGCUGGGCGGAUGCCGGGACCUCCACUUGGCUCCGCACUGUCAGAGCCUGAGGCAGGAGGAGGCCAUGAGCAGCCAGGCCCAGGGGCUGUUCCCCGGGAUGCCCUCCACGGAUGGUCCACAGAGACCCAACCAGUCCAGACACGAAGGAGACGACUCCAGCAAGUCGCCCGUGGACCCCGUCAGCUUCAAAGCCUCGUCCGAGCCAUGUCGAGGCAGCCUGGAAGUCUCCCUGAACUCCCCCUCGGCCGCUUCCUCGCCGGGCCUCAUGAUGUCGGUUUCCCCGGUCCCCUCGUCCUCUGCACCCAUCUCCCCCUCCCUGCCCAACCCGCCAACCGCCGGCUCCAACCACAGCCUGGAUCCCAACCCCCUCCCCGCCCUCCAGAGCCCCAAAAUCAACAGGAGCAGUCAGAGACGCAAUGAGAAAAUGGCAAACCUUAAUAACAUCAUCCACAGGCUGGAGAGAGCAGCCAAUCGGGAGGAGACGCUAGAGUGGGAGUUUUAGGGCAUCUUUCACCUCUGCUCUGUCCUUUUGACCCGCAUGGCACAUGGGAAACUCUCAAAGAGAAACCUGCUGAACACGUGGUGUGGAGCCUGGCUCCUAAAAGUCUCCCUCAUUACACUGAAAAACCCACUCAUAGGAAACUGGGACUUUUAGUAAAGAAAAAAAUAUUUAUAAAUGUGUUUUAGGUUUUUUUGAUAAUGGGAUACUUCUUUGAAAUAUAUGUAACAGCACGAGCUGUUGUUUUACGUAACGGACUGAUGUGAAGACUUUUGCAGCUAUGGUGUCAUGAAAUGUGCACUGAAGUUCUGUAGAUUGCCACUGGGUGAGAUUAAAAAAGACCCCUGUCUUAAGCCAUCAAAAGCACUAUAACUAUUUAAAAAGAGACAUUGACCAAAUUUGCUACUUUUUGAAUAGCAUUUUUUCAGAUUUUGUCUGUAAGACAGGACAGUUUAAGUCGAGUAACAUGAAAUCUUACUACUGACUGAGGGAUAGUCCUUCAAGACUCUAAAUAUUCAACAUCUCGUAUGUACUACUUAGUUUCUUGGUGAUAUGUUUUGACAUACUCGUCACACUAACGUAUAAAAUGUGGUUGUACAUGUUGUAGAGUUGUCUGCAAUAGCCUUCUAUGAACCAGAUGUAGCAUGGUACUCAGCUGACCCUGUUAUCCUCUAUAGUUAGUCACCUGUGAUAUACUUGAGCAAAAA